This is a messenger RNA of Electrophorus electricus (electric eel), 4400 nucleotides long. It is a transcript of the gene atp6v0a2a, whose product is annotated as ATPase H+ transporting V0 subunit a2a. Lineage: Eukaryota; Metazoa; Chordata; Actinopteri; Gymnotiformes; Gymnotidae. Gene Ontology annotation, molecular function: proton-transporting ATPase activity, rotational mechanism; ATPase binding. Gene Ontology annotation, biological process: vacuolar acidification; proton transmembrane transport. The record is from RefSeq and is a predicted model, not a curated record. Gene Ontology annotation, cellular component: plasma membrane; vacuolar proton-transporting V-type ATPase complex; vacuolar proton-transporting V-type ATPase, V0 domain.
UAGCUCUGCGCGAGGGAGGUUUUAUGCUGCGCUCGUUUUAAACGAUUUAACGCUGAAAGCUCGCGUGUGUCUUCGUGAGGGUGGACAGUGUGUGUCUGCUGUCUUUUUAACUGCCGCCGGUUUGGCCAUAUCAUCGCGAGGCUGUAGUUAAAGGUGCACACGAGCGUGGGUUAGUGUGGCGUCCGUUCGGUAAGACGCGGUCCGCUUGCUCGCGGGCGAAUUAUUCGUCACCUUGCUUUGACAUUUUUUGCACAUAAAGAGAAACCUGCUCUUCUUCUUCUUUACUUAAAUAGGCUUAUUUCGGUUGUUAUUUUGGUUUGCAUGCUUUCUGAACGAUCUGAGUAAUCGCAAUAUUCUCCGCCUUGCCCAGAUGUCGUGAGUCUGUGAUUAAGAACCGAACCCAGCUCGUGUAAAUAGGUUCGGCUGCAUCGAGGUGCUCGGUAAGAUGGGUGCAUGCUUUCGGAGCGAAGAGAUGUGCUUGGCGCAGCUGUUCCUGCAGUCCGGGUCGGCGUACGACUGCAUCAGUGAGCUCGGAGAGAUGGGUCUGGCCGAGUUCCGAGAUCUCAACCCCAACGUCAGCCCCUUCCAACGCCGCUUUGUCAGCGAGAUCAAGAGGUGUGAGGAGAUGGAGAGAAUUCUGGGGUACCUCCUGAGAGAAAUCAGAAAGGCGAACAUCGCUGUUCCAGAACCUGACGUCAGUCCUGCGGCUCCUGCACCUAAACAUGUCCUGGAGAUCAUGGAGCAGCUGCAGCGGCUGGAGCUGGAGCUCAGCGAGGUAGCCAAGAACAAAGAGACGUUACGGCGGAACCUUCUGGAACUCACAGAGUACACACACGCGCUGAGGAUCACACGGUGCUUCACGCACAGCCGCUCCAGGCAUGAGGCACUGGGUCCGCAGUAUGAGGAGUUCCCUUCUCUGGAGACAGAGUCUGCGGCAGGCUACACUGGCAUGCAGAGACUGGGGGCCAAACUGGGGUUCAUCUCAGGCCUGAUCCAGCGAGUGAAGGUCGAGGCAUUUGAGCGGAUGUUGUGGAGGGUGUGUAAAGGCUACACCAUACUCAGUUACGCUGAGGUGGACGAGAGUCUGGCAGACCUUGACACUGGGGAGAUUAGUAAGAAUGUGGUCUUCCUUAUCUCUUUCUGGGGUGACCAGAUUGGCCAGAAGGUUCAGAAGAUCUGUGACUGCUACCACUGUCAUCUCUACCCCCACCCAGAAACUGAUGAAGAGAGAGCAGAUGUAAUGGACAGUCUGAAGAUACGAAUUCAGGACCUCCACAACGUGCUCCACCGCACCGAGGAGUACCUGAAGCAGGUGCUCCAGAAGGCGUCCGAGUCUGCCCACUGCUGGGUGCUGCAGGUGACCAAGAUGAAGGCCAUCUACCACAUCCUCAACCUCUGCAGCUUCGACGUCACCAACAAGUGUCUGAUAGCCGAGGUGUGGUGUCCCGUCAGUGACCUGACCAACCUGCGGAGGGCGCUGGAGGAGGGUUCGAGAAAGGGAGACGCGACUGUCCCAUCCUUUGUGAACCGCAUCCCCAGUAAGGACACCCCGCCCACUCUUCUGAGGAGUAACAAGUUCACCUCAGGCUUCCAGAGCAUCGUGGAGGCGUAUGGCGUGGGGGACUACAGAGAAGCCAGCCCAGCCCCAUAUACCAUAAUCACCUUUCCCUUCCUGUUCGCGGUGAUGUUCGGAGACGUGGGCCACGGUGUUGCCAUGACACUCUUCGCCUUGUGGAUGGUGCUGACUGAGAAGAACCAUAAAAGAAGACGCUCAGGAAAUGAGAUGUGGAGGCCAUUUUAUGAGGGCCGGUACAUUAUCCUGAUGAUGGGUUUGUUCUCCUGCUACACGGGACUCAUCUACAAUGACUGUUUCUCCAAAUCCCUCAACAUCUUUGGAUCUGGCUGGAACGUCAAGGCCAUGUUCAGGGAGCAGCAGUGGACGAAUGAAACUUUACAGACGAACGCACUCCUUGCUCUUGAUCCCAACGUGUCUGGAGUCUUCACCGGACCCUACCCGCUGGGCAUCGACCCAAUAUGGAACCUGGCGGUGAACCGGCUAGUCUUCCUCAACUCCUACAAGAUGAAGAUGUCUGUGAUCAUCGGGGUCCUGCACAUGAGCUUUGGCGUGGUGCUUAGUGUUUUUAACCAUCUGCACUUCAGGCAGAAGUUUAAGCUCUACCUGCUGUUUUUACCUGAGCUGCUCUUCCUGCUGUGUCUCUUUGGCUACCUGGUCUUCAUGAUCUUCUACAAAUGGCUGGCGUUCUCCUCGGCUGAUUCACGCACUGCUCCCAGCGUGCUCAUCCACUUCAUUAGCAUGUUCCUGAUGCAGGGGAACACCACUGCCCCACUUUACCCUGGUCAGGCAGCACUGCAAAUGUUCCUGGUAGCUGUCGCCCUGCUGUGUGUUCCAGUGCUGUUGCUAGGGAAACCACUUUACCUCUACUGGUUGCAUCAUGGUGGCAAAAGCCUAGGUGUCCACAGGGGCUAUGAGAGGGUUCGGCGUCUGAGCGAGGAUGAUCUCUCGCCCUCCAUGGGCCAUGACGAAGAGGAAGGUCUCGAUGAUCCACUCGGCCGUGAGACUUUUCCACAGGAGUUUGAUUUUGGAGAUGUGUUCCUGCAUCAGUCUAUCCACACUAUAGAAUACUGCCUGGGCUGCAUCUCCAACACAGCGUCAUACCUGCGUCUGUGGGCCCUCAGUCUGGCUCAUGCCCAGCUGUCGGAGGUGCUGUGGGCGAUGGUGUUGCGUGUAGCUCUGAAGAUCAGCUCCAGGCUGGGUGCUGUAGUCCUGGCUCCUGUCUUCAGUGUCUUCGCCCUGCUCACUGUCUCCAUCCUCAUGCUCAUGGAGGGACUCUCCGCCUUCCUGCACGCGCUGCGUCUGCACUGGGUGGAGUUUCAGAAUAAAUUCUACAGUGGAACGGGUGUCAAAUUUGCCCCAUUUGACUUCUCACUCCUGCCCUCUGUCUUCGAGCAAGAUGGUUUACUGUGAGAAGUAAAUGAUGCUUCAGUGUUGAGCCCAUCCACCAUGGCUUACUCUGACUCACUACACCAUCCACCAUGGCUUACUCUGACUCACUACACCAUGCACCACGGCUUACUCUGACUCACUACACCAUGCACCACGGCUUACUCUGACUCACUACACCUUUAGUGUUGAGCCCAUCCUCCAUGGCUUACUCUGACUCAAUACACCUUUAGUGUUGAGCCCAUCCACCAUGGCUUACUCUGACUCACUACACCAUGCACCACGGCUUACUCUGACUCAAUACACCAUGCACCAUGGCUUACUCUGACUCACUUCACCUUUAGUGUUGAGCCCAUCCUCCAUGGCUUACUCUGACCCACUAGACCAUCCCCUAUGGCUUAAUCUGAAUCACUAGACCAUCCCCCAUAGCUUACUCUGACUCAGUACACCAUCCACCAUGGCUUACUCUGACUCACUACACCUUUAGUGUUGAGCCCAUCCUCCAUGUCUUACUCUGACUCACUACACCAUCCACCAUGGCUUACUCUGACUCACUACACCAUCAGUAUUGAGUCCAUCCACCAUGGCUUACUGUGACUCACUACACCAUCAGUGUUGAGUCCAUCCACCAUGGCUUACUGUGACUCACUACACCAUCAGUGUUGAGUCCAUCCACCAUGGCUUACUGUGACUCACUACACCAUCAGUGUUGAGUCCAUCCACCAUGGCUUACUGUGACUCACUACACCAUCAGUGUUGAGUCCAUCCACCAUGGCUUACUGUGACUCACUACACCAUCAGUGUUGAGUCCAUCCACCAUGGCUUACUGUGACUCACUACACCAUCAGUGUUGAGUCCAUCCACCAUGGCUUACUGUGACUCACUACACCAUCAGUGUUGAGUCCACCCACCAUGGCUUACAGUGACUCUGACUCUGUAGUACUGCAGAUGAUUGUGUCACUCCUCCUUCUCCUCCUCCUGUGCCCCACUCAUACCCUUUUCUAGCAGUAUCAGCAAACCCCUUACGUAAUGCCACAGAUGAAAACAUUCAUUUCAAGCAUAUCUGCAACUGACUACCAACACUGGUUCCAUGUAAAUAACUGUUUGUCAGCAUUGGCCUAGCUGUUAUAUUUAUAUUUAGAGAUACUAUUUGAUAAUCUUAUUUAUUCACAAACAUUUUACAUCAUAUCAGAUUUCAAAAGUGCCAUAAGUAUUUUUCAAUACGCAGUUUUGUAUGCCACACUGAAAUGAAAACACUUCAGUUAGCCAUCUGCUCCAUGACUGCUGAAGCUCUCACACAACCAACCUGUGAUGUUGCAGGUAAACUUUUACAAGUGGGAAACAAAUGUCACACAGCAUUAGUCAGUGUCAUAUUAGAUAGAGUUUUCAUUGAAAUUUUCAUGGUGUACAGUAUUAAAGCAUAAUUUUCAAAAACAGA